UUUUUUUGGUAUCUAAAACAGAACUGUGUACUUUUUGAGGAGUUUGGGUGUGCCUGACAGAUCACUCCGAGCGGCUGCAAGUAAACAGACCUCAAGAGAACCGUCAAGAUGCAGGUUGUGGCUCUGAUUUUUGCUGCCCUGGUGGCUGUAGCGGCUGGUGAGACGUGCACGGGGGCUCAGGUGGACGCUGUAGGCUUCACCUCGCAGGACGCCACCAUUGUCACCAAGAUUGCCUACAUUGCUGACUUCACUCUGUCCUGCUCCAACGGUGCUAAGGAUGUGUCGCUGUAUGCCGAGACUGUGGACGGCAUUGUGGGUGUGGCUCGCUCUGUUGAUGGCGUCAAGUACCAGGUGAGCUGGGUGGAGGAUGUGGCCACCGCUGUGUCUGGUGAGCGCCCCAUCAAGCUGUAUGAUGACCAGGGUUAUGCCGCCCUCAGGAAGGCUCAGCGAGGUAAUGAAGAUACCUCCACUGUGCAGCCCAUUGCUGUUAUCAACCUGUACCACCCUGGUGCUUACCGAGGGCCCUGGAUCCAGUCUGAGACGAUGGCCAUUCUUGCUGCUAUCUUCAUCUACUACUAUGCUCUUACACAGAAGACUCGACUCAUGGCUUAGAGCUGUGUAAAGAAUGUAUGUGUGUGUGUGUGUGUGUGUGUGAAUGAGUGUGUGAGAGAUUCAGUCAUUCAUCAUUGCUGUUGUUAAUUAUUUUGUACAAUCAUGGGGGCUUUGGGUGUACAUGUAUGUGUGUAUGAAUGGCAAUGUGUGUACCAGUAUUGCUGAGUGUGUAAGUGUAUGAGAGUGAGUACAGGUGGAUACAGACCAUUCACGAGUCACUGCAGUCAUUCAUCAAUUCUUCAACCCGAGUGAAAUGAUAAUGUAAGAAGUAAACCCAAUUGGAAUAGAAAAAAAAUGGGAAGGUUGUCUCAUUUUCUUUUUUCAACUUGAGGGGCUGCAUAUUUAUUUAUAACCCGGGUAUAUAACACUCCUAUGGACGUGACAGUGCAGGCAGACCAUUGGAGGUGCCCUGUAGUCAGUCACAUGCUUACUUUGUACUCUUGUUGUGGAUGUCUGACUGGAUGAUUGUGAAGAAUGUGAGUAAAGUACCUAUUUGUUA
Molecule: messenger RNA, 1111 nt
Organism: Portunus trituberculatus (swimming crab)
Lineage: Eukaryota; Metazoa; Arthropoda; Malacostraca; Decapoda; Portunidae
Gene: Tapdelta
Product: translocon-associated protein subunit delta-like
Exons: 6
Coding region: 109-612 (167 amino acids)
Cellular component (GO): endoplasmic reticulum; membrane; endomembrane system
Source: RefSeq, a predicted model, not a curated record